Molecule: messenger RNA, 5563 nt
Organism: Cervus elaphus (red deer)
Lineage: Eukaryota; Metazoa; Chordata; Mammalia; Artiodactyla; Cervidae
Gene: ARAP3
Product: ArfGAP with RhoGAP domain, ankyrin repeat and PH domain 3
Exons: 33
Coding region: 233-4873 (1546 amino acids)
Biological process (GO): signal transduction; positive regulation of GTPase activity
Cellular component (GO): ruffle
Molecular function (GO): phosphatidylinositol-3,4,5-trisphosphate binding; protein binding; GTPase activator activity
Source: RefSeq, a predicted model, not a curated record
CAGGGUAGACAGAAAACUCAUGGAGACAGGAUCCAAGAGAGGUCUAGGUACUAACUAGAUCAGGGUCCACCACAUCAGGGUGGUGGAAUGGGACAGAACCUCAGAGACCUGAGUCCAAAGGCAUGGACAGGGUGAAGGAAGGCUUGGAGAAAGCAGAGGUACGGGGUUGUCAUUUCACAGUGUGAGUUCCUGCAGGGUGGGUGUUCCAGUUUGCGCACACAUAUGGGAGAAGAUGCUGCAGGACCUGGACAUCGCUGUGUGGCUGGCCUCGGUGCACCUGGAGCAGUAUGCAGACGCGUUCCGGCAGCAGGGUCUGGCUACGGCGGGUGCGGCCCGUGGCCUGGGCCACGGGGAGCUGAGGCAGCUGGGCGUCAACGCCACGGGGCACCGGAAGCGCAUCCUGCGCCUGCUGCAGGCAGGCACUGCCGAGGGCCCCCCGGAUCCCCAGCCCGAAAGUGCCAUGGAGCCUUCGCCCAGCCCAGCACCCCCAGCCCAGCCCACCAAGCCUGUGCCUAAGCCCAGGACAGUAUUUGGUGGACUCAGUGGCUCUGCCACCACCCAGAGGCCUGGGUUGAGUCCAGCCGUCUGGAGACCAGAGGCAUCCAAGAGCCCAGAGCCCAGCCUGAGUCCGAAGUCCCCUACUGUCCCUCCGAGGUCCUCCUCCGAGCAGCCGUCGGCCUCAAAUACUGUGGAGAUGAUGCCCAAUGCCAUCUACUUUGGCUUGGACUUAAGAGGAGGGGCCCAGACAGCUCAGGACAUGGCCCCAGACGGCUCUCAGACAGCUGCCCCCACCCCUGCCCUCAGGCCCACAACGGGCACAGUGCACAUCAUGGACCCUGGUUGCCUGUACUAUGGUGUCCAGCCUGUGGGGGUCUCAGGGGCCCCUGACAGAAGAGAAGGCAGAGGUGUCUGUCAGGAAAGGGCUGAACACAGGCUCAGCAGGCCGGAUCUGGAGGCACGUGAGGAUGCUGGUUAUGCCAGCCUUGAGCUGCCCGGGGACUCCACCCUCUCCCUGCCCACCCUGGACACAGAGACCAACGAUGACCUCAUUUCACCCUAUGCCAGUUUCUCCUCCACGGCAGACCGCCCCACGCCCCUGCUCAGUGGCUGGCUAGACAAGCUCUCCCCUCAGGGAAACUACGUCUUUCAGAGGCGCUUUGUGCAGUUCAACGGGAGGAGUCUGAUGUACUUUGGCAGUGAUAAGGACCCCUUCCCCAAGGGCGUGAUCCCUCUGACGGCCAUUGAGAUGACCCGCAGCAGCAAGGACAACAAGUUCCAGGUCAUCACCGGCCAGAGGGUGUUCGUGUUCCGCACAGAGAGUGAGGCUCAGCGGGACAUGUGGUGCUCCACGCUGCAGUCCUGCCUAAAGGAGCAACGCCUCCUGGGCCACCCCAGGCCCCCGCAGCCACCUCGACCCCUCCGCACGGGCAUGCUGGAGCUGCGUGGGCAUAAGGCCAAGGUGUUUGCUGCGUUGAGCCCCGGAGAGCUGGCCCUGUACAAGAGUGAGCAGGCCUUCUCUCUGGGCAUCGGGAUCUGCUUCAUUGAACUACAAGGCUGCAGUGUGCGGGAGACCAAGAGUCGCAGCUUUGACCUGCUCACACCACAUCGCUGCUUCAGCUUCACAGCCGAGUCUGGGGGGGCUCGGCAGAGCUGGGCGGCCGCUCUGCAGGAAGCAGUAACCGAGACCCUGUCUGACUACGAGGUGGCUGAGAAGAUCUGGUCCAAUCGGGCAAACCGGCAAUGCGCGGACUGUGGCGCCUCCCGCCCAGACUGGGCCGCGGUCAACCUGGGAGUGGUCAUCUGCAAGCAGUGCGCAGGUCAGCACCGGGCCCUGGGUUCUGGGAUCUCCAAGGUGCAGAGCCUGAAGCUGGACACAAGUGUGUGGAGUAAUGAGAUAGUGCAGUUGUUCAUUGUCCUGGGAAACGAUCGUGCCAACCGCUUCUGGGCAGGGUCACUCCCCCCUGGUGAGGGGCUGCACCCAGAUACCCCCCCUGGCCCUCGGGGAGAGUUCAUCUCUCGGAAGUACCGGCUCGGUCUCUUCCGGAAGCCCCACCCUCAGUAUCCAGAUCAUAGCCAGCUUCUCCAGGCACUGUGCGCAGCUGUGGCAGGACCCAACUUGCUGAAGAACAUGACUCAGCUCCUCUGUGUCGAGGCUUUUGAGGGAGAGGAGCCCUGGACCCCCUCAGCCCUCGAUGGCAGCUUCCCUAGUCUCCUGCCCCCAGACCCCUCCCCUGGCGUGUACAAUGAGGUGGUGGUGCCUGCCACUUAUAGCAGCUUCCUGUACUGUGGUCCCAUCAGCAACAAAGCUGGACCCCCACCUCCUCGCAGGGGCCGAGAUGCUCCCCCCCGACUGUGGUGUGUCCUGGGUGCGGCUCUGGAAAUGUUUGUGUCGGAAAGCAGCCCUGAACCCCUCCACCUCAUCCAGCCCCAGGAUGUUGUAUGUUUGGGUGUGAACCCCCCACCCACUGACCCAGGUGACCUCGACAGGUUCCCCUUCUCCUUCGAGCUCAUCCUCACCGGGGGGAGAAUUCAGCAUUUUGGCACAGAUGGAGCUGACAGCCUGGAGGCCUGGACCAGUGCCCUGGGCAAGUGGUUCUCCCCACUGAGCUGUCACCAGCUGUUGGGCCCUGGGCUGCUGCGGCUGGGUCGCCUGUGGCUGCGGUCCCCCUCCCAUGCCGCCCUGGCCCCUGGCCUCUGGAUGUCUGGGUUCGGACUUCUUCGUGGAGACCAUCUCUUCCUGUGCCCAGCGUCAGGCCCUGGCCCCCCAGCCCCUGAGGACAUGGUGCAUCUGCGCCGGCUACAAGAGAUCAGUGUGGUCUCAGCAGCUGACACCCCAGACAAGAAAGAGCAUUUGGUUUUGGUGGAGACAGGAAGGACACUGUAUCUGCAGGCAGAGGGCCGGCUAGACUUCUCAGCAUGGAACGCGGCCAUUGGGGGGGCAGCCAGCGGGGGAGGCACAGGGCUGCAGGAGCAGCAGAUGAGCCGGGGUGACAUCCCCAUCAUCGUGGAUGCCUGCAUCAGUUUUGUCACUCAGCAUGGGCUCCGGCUGGAGGGCAUAUACCGGAAAGGGGGUGCCCGUGCCCGCAGCCUGAAGCUGCUGGCUGAGUUCCGGCGGGAUGCCCGGUCUGUGAAGCUCCGACCAGGGGAGCACUUUGUGGAAGAUGUCACCGACACGCUCAAACGCUUCUUUCGAGAGCUUGAUGAUCCUGUGACCUCUGCACGGUUGCUGCCUCGCUGGAGGGAGGCUGCUGAGCUGCCCCAGAAGAACCAGCGCCUGGAGAAAUACAAAGAAGUGAUUGGCUGCCUGCCACGGGUCAACCGCCGCACACUGGCCACCCUCAUUGGGCAUCUCUAUCGGGUGCAGAAGUGUGCUUCUCUGAACCAGAUGUGCACGCGAAACCUGGCACUGCUGUUCGCGCCCAGCGUGUUCCAGACAGACGGGCGGGGGGAGCACGAGGUUCGAGUGCUGCAGGAGCUCAUCGAUGGCUACAUCUCUGUCUUCGAUAUCGACCCUGAUCAGGUAGCCCAGAUUGACUUGGAGGUCAGUCUCAUCACCACCUGGAAGGAUGUGCAGCUGUCCCAGGCUGGAGACCUCAUCAUGGAGGUCUUCAUAGAGCAGCAGCUCCCAGACAACUGUGUCACCCUGAAGGUGUCCCCAACACUGACUGCUGAGGAGCUGACCAACCAAGUAUUGGAGAUUCGGGGGACAGCAGCUGGGACGGACUUGUGGGUGACAUUUGAGAUUCGAGAGCACGGGGAGCUUGAGCGGCCACUGCACCCCAAGGAAAGGGUCCUUGAGCAGGCCCUCCAAUGGUGCCAGCUCCCAGAGCCCUGCUCAGCCUCCCUGCUCCUGAGAAAAGUUUCUCUGGCCCAUGCUGGCUGCCUCUUCACAGGUAUCCGGCGUGAGAGCCCACGAGUGGGGCUGCUGCGGUGUCGGGAGGAGCCACCCCGCUUGCUGGGAAACCGCUUCCAGGAGAGGUUCUUUCUGCUGCGUGGCCGCUGCCUGCUGCUGCUCAAGGAGAAGAAGAGCUCUAAACCGGAACGAGAGUGGCCUUUGGAAGAUGCCAAGGUCUACCUGGGAAUCCGCAAAAAGUUCAAGCCUCCCACCCCGUGGGGCUUCACAUUGAUCCUGGAGAAGAUGCACCUCUACCUGUCCUGCACAGACGAGGACGAGAUGUGGGACUGGACCACCAGCAUCCUCAAAGCCCAGCACGAUGACCAGCAGCCAGUGGUCUUACGACGCCAUUCCUCCUCUGACCUCGCCCGUCAGAAGUUUGGCACCAUGCCUUUGCUGCCCAUCCGUGGGGAUGACAGUGGGGCCACUCUCCUGUCUGCCAAUCAGACCCUGCGGCGACUUCACAACCGGAGGACCCUGUCCAUGUUCUUUCCAAUGAAGUCAUCCCAGGGGUCUGUGGAGGAGCAGGAAGAUCUGGAGGAGCCUGUGUAUGAGGAGCCGGUGUAUGAGGAAGUUGGUGCCUUCCCUGAGUUGACCGAGGAUAUCUCCACCUCCUUCUCUACCCCACGGGAGCGGACAGCCAAGCUGGAGACCCCCCUCCCCAGCCAGAGGUCCUUUGAUCAAUAUCUUCUGUCCAAAGCAGGCCCCCAGGGCUGGGAGGAGAGGCCGCCUGAGCCCCCUCCGGGCCCCCCUUCCAAGAGCAGCACCCAGACACAUGGGUCCCUGGAGGAGCAGCUACUCCAGGAGCUGAGCAGCCUCAUCCUGAGGAAGGGAGAGACCACCGCAGGCCUGGGCAGCCCUUCUCAACCCUCCAGCCCCCAGCCCCCGAGCCCCAAUGGCCUUCCGACACAGACACCUGGCUUCCCCACCCAAACUCCCUGCACUUCAAGUCUACCCCCCAGCCAGCCCCUCACAUGACUCUGGGACAGCGGUCUGAGGGGUAGGUAAUCAAAGACCCAAGCUCUCCCCGUGGCAGACACUGCCGGGGCACGUCUGCCCUGGCUAGAAAGACUCUACAGAGUCCAGUCUGGUGCUGUGGAAGGAGCACAGGGCCAAGAGCUCCCGAGACAGCAUCCGGCUCAGAAAAGAGGCAGGUCAUGGCGCCGCUCUCAGCCUCCACUGACUCACCUGUACCAUGAAGUAACUGAAAUAAGCAGAACAAUGAAUGUCAAACUGUUUCUCAGAACUGUAAGCCCCACAUAGUUUCCCUCAAGAAGGGUAAUUCCUGCUUUAUGUAUUUGAUAUGUAGGGGUUCUGUGAGAGAUUUGGGGUUUGAAAAGAAUUGUUUUAUGCAUUAACAGUAAAAAGAUUUGGAAGGCAAACUUUUUUUUUUUUUGGCCACACCACUCGGUAUGCGGGAUCUUAGUUCCCCGACCAGGGAUCAAACUGGCAUACCCCUGCAGUGGAAGCAUGAAGUCUUAACCACUGGACUGCUAGGGAAGUCCCUGGAAGGCACAAAUUUGAAUGAUCUCCAAGUUUAUCCUACCCCACCUUCAACAUUCAGAAACUACAGUGAAGCCCUAGAGUGGGAGGUUGAUUAGGGUUGGGAGCUGGGGCAAAGAGAAGCCCAAAAGGAUAGGUCACUGUUAAUAAACCUUGAAACAAAAA